Helicoverpa zea (corn earworm) is the source of this 1739-nucleotide messenger RNA. Its product is annotated as mitochondrial pyruvate carrier 1-like. The record is from RefSeq and is a predicted model, not a curated record. Gene Ontology annotation, cellular component: mitochondrial inner membrane. Gene Ontology annotation, biological process: pyruvate import into mitochondria. Lineage: Eukaryota; Metazoa; Arthropoda; Insecta; Lepidoptera; Noctuidae. The transcript has 3 exons. The coding region runs from base 835 to 1155 and encodes 106 amino acids.
UAUGGGGACCCGUAAGCAAUCAAGGCCUUGGUGAAAUUUUCAAAGCUCUUUAAUCUUGGUCAUUGGUAUCAGAGGCUACCCAUUAUUUAAUCUGGCUCUGUCAAGCCAGCCUGUAAAUAAACUGAUUGAAUAGGUACAUAUUGGUCAGUCUACCCCGUAUAUACGGCGAUACAAUUUAUAGUACAAAUACAAAUAGUAAAUGUCGUUUAUAUAAUAACAUACACGAUACCUGAAAUUUGUAUUAACGUAAGGGACACUUCUUCGAAAGCGAGCUACGUAAACUAAAAGAUUACUCGGAGGGUAUGUCUGUAUGCCUCCUUAUAUUUACAAGGAGGCAAUAAAUCCUCUUUGGCAUUUAUUUGUACCUGUCAGCAGGAAUAUUCGUUUUUAUAUAUGAAAGAAGAAUAAAAAAGAAUAGUCUAUCAAUCAAUCAAAAAUUAAAAUUAAAAGAAGCAACAAUCAAAAUUUUUCAUGUAGAAUUUUAACAAUAGAAAAAAAAAUCUUUGUAAAAAAAAUAAAAACACGGGAACAGGCCACCUCGAAUCUCUACAACCUUUUAUCUUUGUGAAAUGUACGUAUUUCAAAAAAUGGUUUUCAGCAUCCGCCCUCGAGCCUACCUUCGAUGGGCCGGCCGCUCUGCAAAAUGCUGCAAGGAAUAGGACUAUCAUCAUAAACUCGCCGCAAACCAUCCUCUCCAGUGCUGGACAUAGACCUCCAAAACUUUUUCUUCAGCACCAGUUCCCGUGACCAAACUCCACCAGAGACAUAGCUAUAAUGUAAUUUUCGCUGCCUACUAAUAUUCUAUUUUUAUUUUAGCCAAAAAAAUAAAGCAAAAUGACGCUAAUCAAGAAGUUAAUGCAACAACUGAAAAGCAAAGAGUUCAGGUCCUACUUAAUGAGUACUCACUUCUGGGGCCCUGUGUGCAAUUGGUCAUUCCCUGUUGCCGCGAUUGCUGACACACAGAAGCAUCACAGCAUUAUCAGUGGAAAAAUGACAUUUGCUCUAGCCGUGUAUUCGCUGUGUUUCAUGCGGUUUUCGUUGCGGGUGAAACCUCGCAACUUGUUGCUCUUUGCCUGCCAUAUCAUUAACGAGUGCGCGCAACUCACCCAAGGAUCUCGGUUCAUAUACCACAACUAUAUCAAGACGAAAGUAUAAUAAUAUGUUCCUAUUAGCAACUUCGUUAUGAAAAAGUCAAUCAAGUCUGCAAUUGUACCAAAAGUGUUCUUGUCCUUUUUGAUUAAAAAUGAAGAAUUCGUUGAUUAUGACGCUAUAUCGCUGUAACCAAGUUAAAAUUUAUAAAAAAGCAAACGGACAAAAAAAAUACGUACGGAAGUUUGGUUCUAAAACAUUAGCAAUGAAAUGGUUCCCAAUCUUGUUUUUGUCAGUAGGUAUUUUUAGUGACCAAUGCCAAAAUCUUAAGAUUAUUUUUACCGCUAGAAGCCCUAAAUAUUAUGCAUUUAUAAAAAAAGCGCUGAUGGUCAAACUCAAGUUCGCCACAUGCCGCUUAUUAAAAAAAUGCAAUGAGAAAAAUGGGCUUGAAGAUAUGAUUAAUUAGUUUUAAGGUCCUUUAAAAUUGUGUAGUAGUAAUUUUACAAAUCAUAGUUUAAUACCUAUUACGUUUACGAAAUCGGAAUUGUUUUCAUAAACUUUUGUUGCUAUAUGCCUAAACUUCUUAAUGAGUGUAUGUUAUUUCAAUCUCGAUAUAGUCAUAAUUAAACGAAUUCUCCUCAGAAAGAAAA